Molecule: messenger RNA, 1058 nt
Organism: Panicum virgatum (switchgrass)
Lineage: Eukaryota; Viridiplantae; Streptophyta; Magnoliopsida; Poales; Poaceae
Exons: 1
Coding region: 132-815 (227 amino acids)
Biological process (GO): defense response to other organism
Source: RefSeq, a predicted model, not a curated record
CUGCUUGUUCCAGUCCCCCUCCCCCAGCCGGCCAGCCCCAUCCAAUCCGCGGCGAGUCUUCUCCCCCCCCCCCCCCCCCCCCCCCCCCCCCCUCCAUCCGCGCCCAAGAUUUGCUCCGGCCGGCGGCCGCCAUGUGCUGCCUCGACGACGACUGCUGCUGCUGCUGCGCCGGCUGCUACGACUCCUUCUGCGACCGGUGCUGCCCCUGCGUCUCCUACGACACGCGCGAGACCAUCUUCGGCUGCUGCGUCUGCCUCCUCCUCCUCGGCGCCGUCGCCCUCCUCGCCGUGCUCCUCGCCGCCUACGGCUUCAUCCGCCACCCGGAGGUCGCCGUCGAGGCCGCCUCGCUGACCAGGUUCGCGCUGCUCACCUCCCCGGCCACCGCGCUCGCCUACAACCUCUCGCUCACGCUCACCGUCCGCAACCGGAACUGGGCCAUGAGCGUCAAGAACACCAAGCCGCUCGAGGCCGGCUACAGCUUCGACGGGCAGAGGUUCGACCGCGUCACGCUCGCCGGCGAGGGGGACGUGCACCCGGCGCGGGCGACGCGGGUGUACCACCUCGAUUCCGGCGCCGCCGGCGCGUUCGUGGCGCUCGGGAACGCCGGCGUCGCCGAGUUCGGCAGGGAGAACGCGACGGGGCUGUUCGAGGUGGAGGUGGCGCUCGCCGGCGAGGUCAGGUACCAGGCGCACUUCACCAAGUGCAAGCUGGCCGCGACGUGCCCGCUCAAGCUGCAGCUCGCGCCGCCCGGGACGCCGGCCGUCGUGUUCCAGAAGGUCAAGUGCAAGCUCGCCAAGCCCGACAAGAACUGCUAGCUGGCGAGGUCCGCGGCGAUUGGACUGGUUGAUUUGUUACAUCUUUGGAGAAAUCAGCAAGUGGUUUCUCUGAAUUUUGUUGAAUUUGCGGAAACGCAUUGAUUCGAAGCUACUAAUCCGUGAAAUGGUGGUAAAAAUGGUUACAUCGGACACUGUAUUACGCUGUAGUAUUUUUCGUUUGUUUGUGGUAAUUGUUGUCCUAUCAUGAUUUAACUAGGCUCAAAAGAAUUGUCUCGUCGUGUA